UGUAGGUCGAGUCGGUUUUAAGAAAGACAGAUACAGUCGGCCAAAUUAAUUUUUGACAUCCGCCAAUCCGUAAACUAAAAAUAAAAGUUAUAAAAAAAUACUUCAUAAAAAAUUAAAAAUUAUAUUUUAAUUAUAAAAAUAUGAUUUAUAUUAUUUUCUACAGAAAGUAAUUAUUUUAUUACAAAACAUAAUUAUUUUAUUUAAAUGUAUAUUACCCGUGUACCGACUUUUUUCGCGGUCAUAAGGGUUAAAAUUCUGAAGCCAAAAGAUAAAGGUAGGCGAGAAAAUUUGGAAAUCCGACAGAAAAUAGUAAUAUCGAUGUAUUUACAUAAUUAAUAAAAUAUAAUAGAUAAAAAUACGACACCGCCUAAGCUACUAGCUUGUCUUUUUGUAGCAUUGAUCGAGUUACACUAAGAAGUAAUAGUGUCUAUAUAGCCUAGGUACCGAGUCACGCUCAUUCCAUCUUAAGAAGCUUAUAAACAAAACAGAAAUGGCAUCUCCUGCCGUCUACACCACACAGAAACCACAUGUAGUCUGCGUGCCUCAUCCGGCUCAAGGACACAUCAACCCGAUGCUUAAGGUAGCUAAACUCCUCCACGCUAAAGGCUUCCAUGUAACCUUCGUCAACACCGUCUACAACCACAAACGUCUCCUCCGAUCUCGCGGACCCAACGCGCUAGACGGGUUUCCUUCCUUCCGUUUUGAGUCUAUCCCUGAUGGUUUACCGGAGACUGAUGGGAAUACAACACAGGACAUCCCUUCCCUUUGCGUGUCCACCAUGAACAAUUGUCUUUCUCCGUUUAAGGAUCUUCUCCGGAAAAUAAACACCGGAGAUGAUGUUCCUCCAGUGAGCUGUAUUGUAUCGGACGCUGUGAUGAGCUUUACACUUGACGCUGCCGAGGAGCUAGGUGUCCCAGAUGUUGUUUUUUGGACCGCAAGUGCUUGUGGCUUGAUGGCUUUUCUACAAUUUCAACGCUUUAUCGAGAAAGGUUUAACUCCUUUUAAAGAUGAAAGCUAUAUCUCUAAUAAGGAGCAUCUAGAGACGGUUAUAGACUGGAUACCAUCAAUGAAAAAUUUUAGGCUAAAGGACUUCCCUAGCUUCAUCCUUACCACUGAUCCUGACGACAUAAUGCUCAAUUUCUCCAUUCGAGAGGUCGAGCGAUUCAAAGGCGCCACUGCGAUCAUUCUCAACACGUUUGAUGAUCUGGAACAUGACGUCAUACAGUCGAUAAAAUCUAUGUUACCUCCAGUUUAUUCUAUUGGACCGCUCAAUCUCCUAGCGAGCCAGGAAGUCUACGUGGAUAGUGAUAUGGGACAAAUGGGAUUAAAUUUGUGGAGAGAAGAAACUGAAUGUUUGGACUGGCUCGACACUAAAGCUCCAAACAGCGUUGUUUUUGUAAAUUUUGGAUGCAUAACGGUGAUGAGUGUGGAGCAGCUAGAUGAGUUUGCUUGGGGUUUAGCUGGUAGUGGGAAAGAGUUUUUGUGGGUGAUCCGACCGGAUUUAGUGGCCGGAGAGGCGGCAGCGGUUCCACCGGAGUUUAUAAGGGAGACGGAGGACCGGGGGAUGAUGGCCAGUUGGUGUCCUCAAGAGAAAGUCCUUUCCCACCCAGCAAUAGGAGGAUUCUUGACGCAUUGUGGGUGGAACUCGACGUUAGAAAGUCUUUCUGGCGGUGUUCCGAUGAUAUGUUGGCCAUUUUUUGCGGAGCAGCCAACGAACUGUAAAUUUUGUUGUGAUGAGUGGGGAGUAGGGAUGGAGAUCGGCGGUGAUGUAAAGAGAGAGGAGGUUGAGGCGGUUAUACGAGAGUUAAUGGAUGGAGAAAAGGGAAAGAAGUUGAGAGAGAAGGCAGAGAAGUGGCAGCGGCUGGCCAAGGAAGCGACCGAGUAUCCAUCUGGUUCGUCAAACGUCAGCUUUGAGACCCUUGUUAAUAAGGUUCUCUAAGAACAAGUGGAAGAAGAUAUUGGCUCUUGGGAAGGAGGGGCAUUAGAGGAAGUAGUAGGAGCCUCGGAAUUGUAUGGGUAGAUUAGGUAAGAAGAGGUUGAAGGUAAGCGUUGCUGUUGCUGCUGCUGAUGAAUAUGAUGAGCAUAAUGUUGGUGAUGUUGAUGAGGAUAUGGUC
Molecule: messenger RNA, 2114 nt
Organism: Brassica napus (rape)
Lineage: Eukaryota; Viridiplantae; Streptophyta; Magnoliopsida; Brassicales; Brassicaceae
Product: UDP-glycosyltransferase 85A7-like
Exons: 4
Coding region: 491-1939 (482 amino acids)
Molecular function (GO): UDP-glycosyltransferase activity
Source: RefSeq, a predicted model, not a curated record